Molecule: messenger RNA, 1707 nt
Organism: Equus quagga
Lineage: Eukaryota; Metazoa; Chordata; Mammalia; Perissodactyla; Equidae
Product: putative glutamine amidotransferase-like class 1 domain-containing protein 3B, mitochondrial
Exons: 7
Coding region: 117-941 (274 amino acids)
Cellular component (GO): mitochondrion
Source: RefSeq, a predicted model, not a curated record
CGGCGCACUCGCGGGAGUGGAACGGGACGAGGCGACUGCGCAGGGGCGGCCGGCUGGGUUCCGUGCGUGGCUCCGUGGUCCCGUGACCCUCCGACCCCCCGCCGUCCCGCGCACCCAUGGCGGCCGUCCGGGCCCUGAUGGCACCCAGGCUGGCGGCGGCCUCCGCGCUCGCGCCGCUCCCCGGCCUGCGGCCGCUGCCCGCCAACACUCGGACGCCCUCCCCGCGCGCAGCCCUGCACGGCUCCGCGCCGCGCCCCGGGCCCAAGGUCGCGCUGGUGCUGUCGGGAUGCGGAGUCUACGACGGCACGGAGCUCCACGAGGCCUCAGCGAUACUGGUUCACCUGAGCCGUGGCGGUGCUGAGGUCCAGAUCUUUGCUCCUGACGUCCCUCAGAUGCACGUGAUUGACCACACCAAGGGGCAGCCUGCUGAGAGUGAAACCAGGAAUGUUCUGACUGAGUCGGCAAGGAUCGCCCGCGGCAAGAUCACUGACCUGGCUAGACUCAGCGCGGCCAACCACGACGCCGCCAUCUUCCCCGGAGGCUUUGGAGCCGCCAAAAACCUGAGCACGUUCGCCGUAGACGGGAAGGACUGCAAGGUCAACAAAGACGUCGAGCGUGUCCUGAAGGAGUUCCACGAGGCCGGGAAGCCCAUCGGCUUGUGCUGCAUUGCUCCUGUCCUUGCAGCCAGAGUGCUCCGCGGCGUUGAGGUCACCGUGGGCCAUGAGCAGGAGGAAGGCGGCAAGUGGCCAUACGCCGGCACCGCGGAGGCCAUCAAAGCCCUGGGCGCCAAGCACUGCGUGAAGGGAGUGACCGAAGCUCACGUCGACCAGAAAAACAAGGUGGUCACGACCCCAGCCUUCAUGUGCGAGACCGCGCUCCAUCACAUCCACGAUGGGAUUGGGGCCAUGGUGAAGAAGGUGCUGGAACUCACCCGAAAGUGAUGCUGCUCAGUGCCGUGGCCUCAGCCUCGUCCACCAGGUGGAGCUGGUGGCCUGCUUUCCUGUCCAGCUUGGACUAUGAUAGCAAUUUAUUUUUGUGCUUAGGUUGAUAGUUAUUUUCUGCCUGAAGAGGGAGCGUGCGACAUACUUGGGGUCAGGGGUAGAGGAUGUGAGACGUUUCGCCCUCCACUGGGCUUCCCUUCCUUCCAUGCGGAGGAAGGAGCAAAGCGUGCACCCAGUGGCUGCUGGAGUUUGCCUGUGUGACCUGAAGAUUUCAGUCAAGGCAGCUUUCUUGGGGAGAAUCGGGUAGACAGAUCCUUCUGCAGUCUUAGCUUGGCUUGCUUCAGAGUGCUCAGUGUUCAGAAGGGAAAUUUCUUAAAUGUGCAAAUCUCGUAUUCAGGAAAGCACAGCGCCAUGCUUGUGGCUAAUUGAAGAUUCUCCAGUGUGGAGUAAAUGAGUGCUGAUUAACUGAACGGUGAGGGGGUUUCCGUAGCAGACAGUCCCUUUGGCCAGGGAGGAUGAGCUCCUUGCCAAAAGGACACUUCUCACAGCUGCGUUCCAGGCCUUCUGAAACCAGCAAGUGAGGAGUAUGAAUGAAGCUUCUUAAAUUAGUCUCAGUUCUCUUAAUUUUCAGGAAGAAAGGGAAGUUGCAGAUACUUAGCCCGCGUGGUUGCCCUGCGGGCUUGUGACAUCAGGCUGGUCCCAGGCCGUGCACGGCAGCUGAUGUAGAUGUGUGAGGAAGGGCAAUAAAGUAUGUUCACCUCUGUGA